UAGAAAAAAAUUAACCGAUAUAUAAUUCUAGAUAAAUAUCAAAUAUAGUCUCUUUUUUGCAAUACAUAAUUAUGAAUUCUUACGUUUUACUAUGGCGGCUGAGCUGCCAUCACAAUUUAGUGUUAAAACCUCUUCUUAAACCCAGAAGAAACCCCCUUGAGGCAAAGUUCGAAGAUAAGGAAUACAGAGAUUAAGAGACUCAGAGAAGCAGAGGUAGGUAUGGCUUCGUGGUGUCAAGCUCUUGUUCCUUUGACACUUGACUCGUGCUCUCUCUUCUCUUCUUCCACCUCUCGUCCCCUUCCUUUUUUCCAUUAUACUUCUUCCACUAACACUGGACUGGUCGUGGGCUCGGGUUUCUCUGCACCCAGUUACUCAACUAGUAUCAAAUUGACAGAGUCUUACUUAUACCCUUCAAUCAGCAAGAAAAAGGGAACAACAGACAUUUGCAGAGCUGCCGAGUACAAAUUUCCGGACCCAAUUCCCGAAUUUGCUGUUGCAGAGACAGAGAAAUUUAGGACGCAUCUCCAUAAGAAGCUCUCAAAGAAGGACAUUUAUGGAGAUUCACUUGAAGAGGUGGUCGGAAUCUGCACUGAGAUUCUCGGUAACUUCUUGCACAAAGAGUAUGGCGGUCCUGGAACUCUCUUAGUCAUACCUUUCAUUGACAUGGCUGAUACUAUAAAUGAGCGAGGUUUGCCUGGAGGACCACAAGCUGCACGUGCAGCAGUCAAAUGGGCCCAAGAUCAUGUUGACAAGGACUGGAAAGAGUGGACUGGUGGUGAUAGUAAUUGACAGAACAACUCCCUAAUCAUCAAUUUGGCGGGAGAUUCUGUUUAACUGUUGUACUGUCAGCUGAAGAAGAACAUCGAACAGUUAUGAUUCUAUUUGUGCAUCUCUGAAAGGAAGUGAUUAUUGAAAGAAAACUGAAAUUUGAGAAUUUUUUGUGGAGUGAGGGGAGAAUAUGUAUAUCUGUACUAUCAUGGGAUUGUAUAAUGUCAUCACAUUUGAUAGGGCCUUUGAUUGGAAUUUAGAAGCAGCAAGGUUAAGCUGUUCAAAUUUUGCUGGAAA
Molecule: messenger RNA, 1065 nt
Organism: Hevea brasiliensis (rubber tree)
Lineage: Eukaryota; Viridiplantae; Streptophyta; Magnoliopsida; Malpighiales; Euphorbiaceae
Product: protein PLASTID REDOX INSENSITIVE 2, chloroplastic
Exons: 3
Coding region: 220-789 (189 amino acids)
Biological process (GO): regulation of gene expression
Source: RefSeq, a predicted model, not a curated record